GCUGAAGAUGAAAGUAUACGACACCUAUGUGCUGAAUGAGGAACAGGAAAGAAACCACCUCGUGGAAAUUCCUGGGAGACAGUUUCAGUCAAUUGACUCAGAGAGAACCUCUGAGAGACUUAAGGGAAGAAUAGUUGAAUACCCUGGGGUCAACGAGUCCGACAUCGUCUACGUAUUUACGAGAAAGCUCCUCAGCAAGGAAGGUUCUAAACAGACUAGUUGGGACUGGUACGAAGAUAAAACAGGACCCUGUGGAGGACGUUUGCUGCCCAACAUCUACUACGACCCUCCCUUUUCCUACCUAGCUGUUACACAUUGUAUGUGGUCCAACACCCUGGUCAGGAUAGUGAACACGAGUGAAUGCGAUGACAUGCAUCUUGAUCAAUGCUACCAACAUCUCAUCCCUGCAUAUAAGGACGACUUGAAUAGAAGUCUAUGCUACACAACGACAGACACGCAAAAUGCGCCUACAUUUUCAGGAGUAGUAGGAUUCAACGUAGAUAAUUUCUGUAAGGCGAGCGCUCUUAUAGAUGGACUAACAGCGGGCAAAGGCUCUACAGUGAGCAAAUCGUGUACCACGCCGUGUGGGGUUUCGGGACACUCGUAUGGCACCAACUUCCUUGGUCCAUGCAAGGCUCCGCAGACUUCCGGACAAGCAUGCUUCGACGACGACGAUGCGCUGUGCUUCUUGAAGAAAUGUGAAAAGAAAUACAGCGAGAUAAAAGCGCUGUCCCGUCGUAACUGGAACCUACCAGACAGCCAUUACGACGAAAUGGAUGCCUGUGCUAAAUAUCCAUGACAUGACGUUCAUCUGCUCCAGAUUACCUGGUCGUGUCGUGCUUGGUACUUCGAUUCGACUAAGUGGCUGCUGCCGCUGUCUUGUGUUCAAUAUUGCUGUUCAAUAUGUCACUCUAUAACAGAUUGAUGCUCAUUUGCCACUUGUGCGAUAAUUGUUCAAACUGUGCUACAAGAGCUAUAACGUGAGGUUGCGUAAAGUUGGAGGCAACUCAAAACGCGGCUGAUUCUUGGAUGGUUAUCCUACAUCACGCGCUCUGAGUGCCGUCAAACUACUUUGCAAGUGUAGGUUAUCCGGAUGGUUUUAAAUUUGGUUUGCGAAUGUCAAGGCGAACGACAGGACAGAGAUAACCAUGACACAUUACGCGUUUUAAAUACGCAAUAACACUUGUCACUUGUACACCUGGUUCGGUUGGGUUAGGUUAAAGGGAGACUCCGCAAGGAUUUUUUUUUUUUUUGUAAAGGUGAGCAUCACACCGAACACGGAGCACUUCUCGAUGCCGAAUACAACAAACUAAUGCUUUUUGCGCUGGUAGUUAAUUCGUAAAUGAUGACAAUGACAAUGAUGAUGACCGAAAUGCGAAGAGCAAAAGAAAAAAAAACAAAAGUUCCGUACUAGGGUGUUUCGUCCGGAGCAGGAUACUAUGACGUCACCCACCAGCAUUAUCGUCCGCUUGGAAACCUGUGUUCUCCUCGGAUGACGUCAGCAGUAAGGUGGACUAGUGUUAGUGGUCUAUGCGAAGCAUUGCAGGCGUGUACCCCUCGAUUCAAGCCGGGCACGUGAUCUUUGACAAAAUGCGAUUGCCGCACACAAAGCGUUUUUUUUUUUUUCGAACUACGACGACCUCAGUAUUCCAGUGUGUGGCUAUUUUCAGUGCAGAAGUUUUUUUUUUUUUUUUUCAAAGCAGCUUGCUUGUGCAGCUCACAAAGCAGUUAUUUCAUGUGACCGUGUCAGCAGACUCAACGUGCUAGAUCGCAGUUUUAAUAGUGGAAUAGUUUUGCGCCCUGAUAACAGGUACCCUUCACAAGCUUAUUGAGUGGUUCAUUGCACUUUUGCACUUUGUUUUUUCUUCCCCUGAGCUUUUUGCUUCGUCAUGGAGGACAAAACGUGUAAGUGUCCCACUUUCCUACGUCCAUGCAUAGAUUAUGAACCGUGCACUUAUUUAUUGAGACUAUUUGUGUCAGAGAGUCGAACCCAAUCUGAAACGAACACUGUUACUAACAGUCACUCACCCUGACGGGUGGACAUCACGUUCCACGUGACCUUCCGACGCCACUCGCUCAAACGUCGCCCACCUACGCAUUGCUGAUGAAGGCCCAAUAAGGCCGAAACAGCUGUCCAAUGCUGGUGUGGCGACGUUUGGGACUUAUAAACAUAUGUUCA
Messenger RNA from Ornithodoros turicata, 2179 nucleotides. RefSeq lists its product as uncharacterized. The transcript is spliced from 9 exons. Bases 8 to 799 code for a protein of 263 amino acids. The record is from RefSeq and is a predicted model, not a curated record. Lineage: Eukaryota; Metazoa; Arthropoda; Arachnida; Ixodida; Argasidae.